AUGACCUCGACGUACGGUGCUUGCAGCUUUCUUCAACUCAAGGCUUGCGAUUUCUUCAAUGAAACGCUCGCUUUCGAGGACCGUAUCCAAAGUGGGCACCAACUCUGUGAUGGACUAGAGGUAUUGAUCCUUAUUUUCUCUAUGUACUUUCAGAGCUCGUCAACUGACAAAGAGUUUCCCGACCUCAUCCACAGCGUCUGUGAGCGAAUUCAGAAAUUUCUCAGUUCUACUGAGCCACAGAUUCUCCAGGAAUCUCCUAUUCAACAACUACGGCGUAUAUGCUUAGAGAUCUUGCAAAAAGUACCGAAUGGGGACCACGUGCGGCCGUAUGCACGAUCCAUUUUAAGCCUUUUGUUCAAAUUAGUUGAGGUCGAAAACGAGGAGAAUGUGCUACUGUGUGUGAAGCUGAUUAUUGAUCUUCACAAAUACUAUCGUCCAUCUUUCUCUCUAGAUGUCACAUCUUUUCUUUCCUUUGUCCGCCGAGUUUAUCGGGGACUACAAAAUGAAGCGAGCAACAUAUUCGAUCCUCGUUCACCUAUAGAAGUACAAUCUUUUGAUGAGCUAGAAGUCGGCGAUGUGAUCUCUAAAACUUUCACUAUUACGACGAUCCAUACGCAAGAACCUAAGGAAGAUGGAACCUUCAAAACGUAUCACAUCCUGCCCAAAUCGUGCUUCUCAUUGAAAGUGAUGCAAGAGAUUCCGAUCCUGGUUGUCCUCAUGUACCAGCUUUUCAAGCAGCAUAUACACCAAGAUGUUUCGGAAUUCAUCCCGCUUAUAAUGGAUUUCAUUAACUUAAAACCGACUGAUGUACAGAGAAAAAAUCCUCGUUUCGAUCAAGAUAUAUUUGUCGACUUCAUGGCCGCACAGGUGAAAACUUUAUCAUUCCUGGCCUAUGUAAUCAAAAUCUACCAGGCGUUCUUUUCCGGGAAAAUGGCUCGGAUAAGAAAUCACUUAGCUGUAGCACCCUUUCGGUACCUAACUGCCAUGACAUCCGAAGGAAGCACGAGUGCUAGGAUGCUGCCAGGUUGUCUAAGCCUAGACAGGGGAGUUCGAGAGGCAGAGGAUCUUGUUGAACGUCAUUCUGCGAAUCUAGUAAUGGGAAUAAUGAAUUUGUUGUACAACUGCCCGCCGUCGGUGACGAACAUGCGCAAAGAAUUUUUUAUUGCUGCCAGACACAUUCUAAGUGCUCCAGAUAUCCGCCCAAUUUGCUUCAUUCUACAGACGACACCGAUAACAAUGCUGUCCUCGGUAGUCCACGUUGCGGUAUGCGCAGCACAUACCAGAACCACCGCAGCUGAUGGUGCUGGAUAUCAUCCGCGAGUGGAGUACGUGUUGCGCAACCAAAUGUCCGUUUUCUGGUUACCUCUGCUUCUGUUUGAAUUCCUAAGGACUUGUUCAGAGAAUGCAAGUUCUAAAGCAUGA
Opisthorchis viverrini is the source of this 1422-nucleotide messenger RNA. RefSeq lists its product as hypothetical. The transcript has 10 exons. The coding region runs from base 1 to 1422 and encodes 473 amino acids. The record is from RefSeq and is a predicted model, not a curated record. NCBI's taxonomy places the organism in Eukaryota, Metazoa, Platyhelminthes, Trematoda, Opisthorchiida, Opisthorchiidae.